AUUUUGUUUUUCUGAUGUAAACAUCGAAUGAAUGGCCGAGUUGUUUCUGCGUUGUGUUAUUUUCUGCUUUUGGAAAUUUACAGAGCAUUUUUACCCAUUUCCAGUUCAGUUUUUCAUUAGAAUAAAUUCAGUGAUGACAAUAUUUGUAUCGGUGCUGGUUUCGUAACAAUCCAAUGAUGUCUCCAUGUGAAGGCGUUACGGACUACAGUUCAUUGCCUUAUGUAAAACUCGAAAUGGUGUUUCUUCCGUGAACAACUAAAAUAUACAGUGACAUAUGUGUAGUGUGAAUAUUGAAGACGAGCGCUAGUUAGAAAAGUAUAAAAUGUCUAACUCGACAGCGCAAGUGUUGAUGAAGAAAGGUAAACGUGGGGCAGCUGCCUACAUACACGCGGACUGCGCCAGCGGUUCUCCGCAGCAUUUGGGUCCUUUACUUGACGUGCUGCUGAAUCCCAGCAAGGCUAUAGAUGAGUGGGAGACUAUGGAUUGGUGCCGAUGGCUCAUUGCCGGAGGUAGAACACCCGACGAGUUUGCAACCAUAGUUCGGAGUUACGACAAACACGACAAAUGCGGCCUGGUGUGGAUACCGCGUGUGGUAGCGUACCGCUGUCGCACGUGCGGCAUCUCACCGUGCAUGUCCAUCUGCCGCGAGUGCUUCCACCGCGGCGACCACUCCACGCACGACUUCAACAUGUUCCUGUCGCAGGCCGGCGGCGCUUGCGACUGCGGCGACAAAUCAGUCAUGAAGGAGGACGGAUUCUGCAGCAAUCACGGUAACAAAUGCCCUCGACCUGGCACAGCGCCGGCCGAGCUAAUGUGCGUCGCUGAAGCCAUGAUGCCAAGACUCAUACUUCGGCUACUACAACACUUCAGAGAGAACAGCGACAACUUCAGCGCGUCCCCGGGAGCACAGUCCAAGUCGGAUGGGUACAGGAUCGCGGUGAACGACUGCGAGUUCUACGUGCAAAUGUUGAUGGAGUUCAACAACAUGGGUGAUCUGAUGCGCUCCGCCAUGACGAAAGCAUUGAUUAACCCACAGAUGUAUCGCAACCUGGUGGAGCCUCCGUUCCCUGAGACGGAAUAUGGGUGUUACAUGGCCGAGUCCAACAAAAUGUACGAACAGGCACUAGAUAACUUUCCUGCGCCAGAACCACCCGAUGAAUACCGCCACUUGCCUGCUCUGGCGCCGCGGCUGCAGCACAACACUCUGUUGGACGAGUUCAUAUUCUGGACGUUCAAGUAUGAGUUUCCACAGAACAUUGUAUGUUUCCUACUCAACAUGCUACCCGAUCAAGAUUACAAGGAGCACCUGACGCGCACGUUCGUGAUGCACUACGCGCGCAUCCCGCUGGUGCUGGAGGCGGCCGCGGACCCGGACACGCUCUCCAACCGCGUGGUGCACAUGUCCGUGCAGCUGUUCUCCAACGAGGCGCUCGCGCUGCGCUGCGUGCAGCAGCUGCAUCUGCUGCACGUCAUGGUGCUGUCCCUGCGCCUCAUGAUGGGCAAGAUCCUCGUGCAGAAUACGUUGCACGACCCGGAACAGAACUUCCACUACGUGAUCGAUUGCACCCAGCGCGUCAUGAAGGAGCACUGUUACUGGCCGCUAGUGUCCGACUUUAACAACGUGCUGUCCCACAAGAGCGUCGCCCUGCUGUUCCUGCAGGACGACGCCCUCAUCGAUAUGUGGUUCGAGUUCCUAUCUAUGCUGCAAGGCAUGAACGUGAACGUCCGCGAGACCGGCGGUCACAUAGAGUUCGAGCCGUCGUCGUACUACGCGGCGUUCUCGUGCGAGCUGGAGGCGGCCGCGUACCCGAUGUGGUCCGUGCUCAGCCACCUGACGGAGCCCGCGCACGCGGCCCUCGCGCGCCGCAUCGUGGCCGCCGCGCUCACCUACCUGCAGGAGUGGCUCGACGCCGUGCACUUCACCGCGCCGCACAUGGAGCGGACGGAGGUGAUGCAGGCGUCGUUCCACUUCCCGCUGCACCGGUACCUGGGCGCGUUCCUGUGCGCGGCCGUGCGCUGCAUGGGCGUGCGCGCGGCCGACGUGCUGCCGCCGCCCGACCUGCUGGCGCUGCUGGCCGUGCACCCGCUCAGGGUCCAGGUGCGUACCUCCACAUUCUAUACUUCAAAAUUCUAACACGGCCU
Molecule: messenger RNA, 2142 nt
Organism: Diatraea saccharalis (sugarcane borer)
Lineage: Eukaryota; Metazoa; Arthropoda; Insecta; Lepidoptera; Crambidae
Source: the annotation of a GenBank genome assembly